AUGAAGGAAGAGAAUUGCCCACCAACAGUGAUUAAUCUCCCAAUUGUAGUCGUGUUAGAGUCAACUAGCUCAAUUGAAUCAAAAGUCACUUAACCUUGUGUUAAAACAUUAACAAAACUUGAUUUAGAAGUUCUAUCAAUCAUUAUAAGACUAGCAGUUAUCAUUAGAUUGCAUCUUAAGCAGGUAAUUUAAACAGAAUUAAAUGAAGGAACUAGAUUAAAUAAUGACCCAGGAUUGGAUUUUACUCCUCUUAUCUAUGAGUUGUCAAAUUAAGUUGAUAUUGCUGAAUUGGUCAAAUAAAAUAAAUACUUCUCUUCCUCUAAUUAGCUUGCCUAUGAUUGA
Molecule: messenger RNA, 342 nt
Organism: Stylonychia lemnae
Lineage: Eukaryota; Ciliophora; Spirotrichea; Sporadotrichida; Oxytrichidae
Source: the annotation of a GenBank genome assembly